Molecule: messenger RNA, 555 nt
Organism: Striga hermonthica
Lineage: Eukaryota; Viridiplantae; Streptophyta; Magnoliopsida; Lamiales; Orobanchaceae
Source: the annotation of a GenBank genome assembly
AUGACCUCAACUCAGUACAAGGCUGAUUGUCAACGGGCCAUCGAAGAAAGUCAACUGUAUUUGAGUAGCUGCUGCAGGUUGAAAGGAGAUGGAAAAGAUGCAUGGAUCUUUGAUGUUGAUGACACUCUAAUUUCCACCGUGCCGUACUUCAAGAAACACGGGUUCGGGGGAAAUAAGCUCAAUCUUACAUCUAUAGAAGGAUGGAUGAAAAGUAGCAAAGCACCAGCACUCGACCAUACACUACGCCAUUUCCACGAAAUAAAAGAAAAGGGGUUUAAGAUCUUUUUGAUCUCGACUCGAAGGGAGUCUUUGCGAGAUGCCACUGUCGAUAACCUUAUCAAGGAGGGGUAUCAUGGAUGGUCCGGUCUUGUACUUAGGGGUCUUGAGGAUGAAAUCAAACAAGUACAGAACUACAAAGCUGAAGCAAGAAAGAGAUUGGUUAAGGAAGGGUAUCGUAUUUGGGGCAUCAUCGGUGAUCAAUGGAGCAGUUUUGACGGGUCCCCGAGUGCUAAAAGAACAUUCAAGCUCCCAAAUUCCUUGUACUACGUAUCGUGA